CUCCCUGAAGAUGUCUGGCUCAUAUUGCUCCAAACUGUCUGGACAUUUCCUGGUUAACUGCUGAAGCUUUCCUACCAUUUGUUUUCUUCCUGAAGCCUUAAUCUAUUGAGGGAUCAGAAUUGGCUGCUGUGGAAUCCAGACCAACUAAAACAUGAGAAGAUGUAUUCAAGAUGAUCCAGCCAGAAGAUGAUUCACUUCAUAGAAUCUUAUUUUUGUUAAAUAUAAUUUGACAAAGCCAAGUUCAAUUACUUAUCUUGAAACUAAGACACACCUGUGGCCUUCAUCAGAAAUGUUUCUAACAUUUUCAAGAAAAAAUAUGUCCCAGAAACUGAGUAUGUUUUUACUAGUUUUUGGAAUCAUUUGGGGUUUGAUGUUGCUACGUUACACUUUUCAGUAUCCAAGACGGCAAAGCAGUGCUGAAUUGCGUGGACAGAUAUUGGAUCUAAGUAAAAGAUAUGUCAAAGCACUGGCAGAAGAAAAUAAAAAUUUAAUGACUGGUGGCGGUGGAGCCUCUGUGGCAGGAUAUGCUGAUCUUAAGAGAACAAUUGCUGUUCUUCUGGAUGACAUCUUACAACGCCUUGUGAAACUGGAAAACAAAGUUGAUUACAUCGUUGUGAAUGGCUCAGCAACAAAUACCACUAAUGGAACUAGCAAUCAGGUGUCAGUAACUUCAAAUAAACGUGUAAAACCAGCAAGCAACAUUAGAUAG
Opisthocomus hoazin is the source of this 709-nucleotide messenger RNA. NCBI's taxonomy places the organism in Eukaryota, Metazoa, Chordata, Aves, Opisthocomiformes, Opisthocomidae. The record is from RefSeq and is a predicted model, not a curated record.